Thunnus maccoyii (southern bluefin tuna) is the source of this 9732-nucleotide messenger RNA. RefSeq names its product Nance-Horan syndrome b (congenital cataracts and dental anomalies) (gene nhsb). The transcript is spliced from 11 exons. The coding region runs from base 1471 to 6312 and encodes 1613 amino acids. Gene Ontology annotation, biological process: lens development in camera-type eye; cell differentiation. The record is from RefSeq and is a predicted model, not a curated record. NCBI's taxonomy places the organism in Eukaryota, Metazoa, Chordata, Actinopteri, Scombriformes, Scombridae.
CGUAAAAAGACAAUUAAGAAUGGUCCUUACAUAAAACAAGCCUGUAAAAGUGUGUUUUAAGUGACUUAAAAGAUGAUACUGAUUAAUGAUUCAGCCUAAGCUCCUCAGGCAGGACAAGCCUUUAAGGCCCUAUCCAAGAAGCUCAGGUUACGAUGCAGUUCAUAUGCGGUUAAAAGGUCUGUGAUCCUGCCCUGAUGUUUCAUAGAUCACUCAAUACCACAACUGGCAAAUAACCCAAGGGACAAGAAGCUAUUAAAGGCCUCCCAGUAGUCCUGUUUGCAAUAAAUAACUAAGGCAAGCCAAAGGAACAUCCGUACAUUUAAUAUUCCCGACCAUGUUCUCCUCUGUCCUGAUGUUGACCACUGCACUGGAGUGCGUGCAGACACGUGGUGGGUUUGCAUGCGUGUGCAGAUAUUUUCGGUGUGUCUGUGUCGUUCCCGGCCACGGCGGGGGGCUGAAAGCUGCUCGAGCAGACUGCCAGCUCCACCAGCUCUACUCCAAAGUCAGUGAACUGCCAGAGCUCCAGAUUACAGCAGAUUACCGGGCAGGGUGCUCAUACACUCUCUCUGUCUCCAUCUAUGUGUGUGUGUGUCAUGCUGUUUAUUUUUCAACCACAUGGGGAUGUUGACGCCUAACAAUCGGUGUAGACAAAGCCAAAACUUCCUAAAUGAAAAUUCUGAAGGAUAUUGAGAUUAAUUUGCUUUCAGAUUUCAAAUGAUGGUCUUUUCUGCCUCAUUGUUGUAAUGUUUAUCAACUAUUUAACGGAAAAAAAAACACAUUAGGUGUUCUCUCUCUCUCACACACACACACACACACACACACACACACACACACACACACACUCACACACUCUUAGAUCAUUACUCUUUGGUGGCAGCAAUAGAAGGAUUGAGCAUGUGAUACAUAUUCCCAGCAUGUGGUGGAUUAAUACAUUAAUACUUUGUGACUGAAUCCCCCUCCCUUCACAUAUUACUGCAUCAUAGAGAGAUUACGGUCAGGGACAAGCCAUGCCCAGGCGGGAUCCUACCAUCUGACACUGGCAAAUGGGGGUGAUUCAUAGGGACAACAGAGAUGGGACAGUAAAGUUUUUUAGUUUGUGAUGAAGCAUAGGCGCAUCAUGUGAUGCGAUGUAGCUCUCAGCGAGGGCCAAAGUGAAUUCUGCUCAUAUCCUAAAGACAAAGAGGAAAUAUUUCUUUUCAGUGACGUAUUGGGCCAGCUGAAGGGAGGAGAAAUCAGGGACAGCAGGUGGGUGGGUGAGGAGGUGGAGGGGGAGGGUCUGUGUCUGCAGAUGUUGCUAGUCUGGAUGUUGGCCUUGCACAGGAAUGCUUUAGAAAGGUUCUGAGUCUGCAGGAGUAAACAAAGUGAAGUUACUGGCAGACCGAUGACUAGGAGCCUUCAAGAGACAAGGUGGAGCGACAGACAAAGACAAAAAAGAGGUGAAGAAGAAGAAAGAGUGGACAGCUGCUAACCAUGGCUUUGGCUUGUCUAGGUCUAGGCUGUGUCCCUGUGCGGUCCAAAGCGGUGUCAAAUCUGGAUAUAGAGAGCAAGCUGUCGGUUCACUAUCAGGCUCCAUGGCACCAGCAACACAACGUGUUUCAUCCUUGUACCCGACCACCAUGUCUGGAAGAGCUGCACAGAAGCGCUCAGCUCAGUCUCAGAGCCCUGCACCGAGACGAACAACAGAGCCAGCGGUCCACAAGUCGGGAGAGGAACAGGGUGACCAUCUCUAUCUCAGUGGCGCCCCCCAUGCCCACAUUCCCCUCACCACACACCAUCCGCCGGCAACAGAGGAGUCGCCUGGCACGAGCGGAGAGGACAGUAAGAGAAACAGAGAUCCAGACCAUACAGAGAAAAGAGAGACCAGGAAGAGAAGCAGAUAUUCAGACGAUCCAAAGAAAGGCUACCUCGACAGGGGAAGGUGAUGGUGGUGAGGUCUUAGGAGGCCACAGAGCCAAGGCCUCAGCUCCCAAUGCUCCCUCGACCCAGGAUAAACAGACAAACUGGUCCAAGGAAAACCUCCCACCAUCAGAUAAGAAGACAAAUGCUGAUUCUCAUGCCAUCUCCUCCUGUAUCAUCCCCAUCAAUGUCACAGGAGUUGGAUUUGACAGGGAAGCAAGUGCCCGUUGCUCUCUAGUCCAUUCCCAGUCCGUUCUUCAGAGGAGAAGGAAGCUAAGGAGGAGGAAGACUAUUACAGGAAUACCAAAACGAGUACAACAAGACAUGGACUCAGAUGAAUCACCAGUAGCCCGAGAGCGCACAGUGAUCGUCCAUGCCAAUCCACACCAACUCUCUCUGUGUCAGGAAGACCUCUCAAUCAGUGGUCGCCUUCAUCACACUCGUGACUCUGGCUGCCAGACAGAUGAUUUCCUUAUAGCAUGUACAGCUGCUCCCUCCAGACGACGCAUUAGAGCUCAACGUGGCCAUCAGGGAAUCCCUGCCUCUCUGUCCCAUUCAACAGGCAACAUUUCUUCCCUUGGUGACCAGUCAGACUCCACAUACACUAGUGCUGCAGCCCAUGGUGGACGCUUGCGAUCUCGUAGCCUUCCGCGAGAAGGUGGACGCUUGAUGGACAGUGAUGACGAUGACGAUGACAAUUAUGAUGAUGACGACGACGAUGAGGAGUUGUCACCAUAUGAAGCAGAGGACUUUAUUCCACCUGGUCCUAGUCCAAGGAUGAAGAUGAUGAUGAUGAAGGAUGAAGAAGAGAGCACAGAUGACCAGGCAGCUCCUGAGCCACUGCAACUUGGAAGCCUAAAGAGGUUGCAACGAUCUGGAGAGAGAGACAGAGGGGGUGGAGGAGGAGGGAGCCCAGAGCAUAGCUGGAUGGAGAGGGGCCGUUCUCGCUUGCCCCGCAAGGCUGACAUGGGCAGCUGUGAGAUUUCAUCGAGUUCAGAUACUUUCAGCAGCCCUAUUCACUCUGUGUCUACAACAGGAGUCCUGGGAAGCCAUGUUGACCACAAGGAGGACCACCAGUCAUCAAGCGGGAACUGGAGUGGUUCCAGCUCCACCUGCCCCUCUCAGACCUCUGAAACCAUUCCCCCACCCUCUUCUCCACCACUGACAGGCUCAUCCCACUGUGACUCAGAGCUAUCACUCAACACUGUGCCCAAUGCCAUUGAUGAGGGAUUUUCCCUGGAUCCUUCAUACCACUCUGACCUCAGACCCCAGGGCCAGGGCCACAGGUCAAGUUCAUUCACAUCCUCAGCCACAGACCAGCUGGAUGAUGCAGGGGUCAGUACAGCCAGUGAGGGGGAAUGGACAUAUCCUCCAGACCAAGACCAGAAUGAUCCAGACCAAGACCCUGACCAGACCCACAACCUAAGCCAGAGCCAUGGGUUAGCCCAGGAGUACAGCUCCAAACAAGGUCUAGAAGACCAAACCUGUUUCAGUGACAACAAGACCAUCAACACUGAAAAAGACCCUGGCUCUCAUUACCCAUCAGACACAGAGGGUUUCUACUCCUCUUCUGUGCAUUUUGGGGAGUGUAAUCAGAGUUACAGAGGAUACAUGUAUAACUAUGCAGACCCAGGGCCUCAUUGUGGCCAAUCAAACACUGUGGCAGCACCACUAUCCCAUGGAGUUUACACCCAGCCUUCAGCUGACUUCAGAGCAGGCACUAUGACCUUGGGGAGGUCCAGUCGUCCACUGAGGAAACCAAAAGUCAAACCUCCACCACCCAAACGAACCUCCUCACUUAGGGACACGAGUAGUAGCGUUGAUGUCGGAACAGACACGCAGGCAGAUCAGGAUCAACCAAAGAUGGUUAGUGAACAAGAACUUACCUUGUCUUCCACAGAUAUGAAGCUGGAUCUAGAGCUUGGAGGUGCUCCAGAACCAUUACAGACAUCUUGUCUUGUGGCAGAGCCUAUGGGAACAUGGGGAAUGGGGUUGGGUGAAACUGUGGACAUAGUAGAGCCCAUGUCCUUCAGCUCUGCAGAUACACAUUCAUUUAAGGAUGAAGGUGCUGUGCAAUCUGACUAUGCAGAUCUGUGGCUUCACAACACUGAGCUGAAGUCCAACAAUGGUGAGUACGCGUCCAUGUCCAACUCAAGCACCGCCACAGGUACGACUGUCAUGGAGUGUAUCAAGUCACCAGACAGCUCUUCCUCCUCCACAGAAACCCAAACCCAGGCCCUUGCCCAGGCUUCAGAGACUAGGGCAAGUAGUCCACCUCUCCCACCUGGAGACUUCAAACUUGGAUCACCUGAGAAGCUGGCUGGCCUGGCCUCACCAUCAAGUGGCUACUCCAGUCAAUCAGAGACUCCAACAUCAACCUUGCCCUCAUCUUCGGCAGCAUUCUUCCCAGGACCUCUGUCACCCUCAACUGGCAAGAGAAAGCCCAAAGUGCCCGAGAGGAAGUCUUCUCUCUCUUCGCUGCAACACUUCCCCAGAGAUGGAGCUUCCAUUUCCUCUGGCUAUAAAAGAGACCCAGACUUCCCACCUCCACCUUCUCAACUUGAUCUCAAUGUUCUUCAUGGUGGCUAUGUCAGACACACACUAUCCCACAGGACACACCACAUGCACACGCUCCACCACAGCAAACACAGAGUUGCAAAUGUUUUAGCCACCGGUACAAAGUUGUUGGCCCCUGAGGCAUCAAAUACCAACCCUCCGCUGAGUUCAAACUCUGCACCUUUGAUUCCCAGCUCAAAUCUAUUGGCGAUAACUCCGUCUGCUCUUCGUUCAGUUCAGCUCCACUCCAUCAGUCAAUCUACAGACAGCGCUACCACUGCAGACCAGGAAUCAACAAGUGGAGCUGAGACUGCUACUAGACCCAAAUGUCCUCCUAGUGGUUCUACUCUGGCUCCACCUCCUAUUAACACUAGGCCUCUUCCUCCUCGCAGACCACCUCCCAGACCCCCAGCUCAGGACCACACUUCCUCCCCUGAACAUUCACAACCACCUCCCCCUGGCCGCCACCCUGAUGGGCCUCCAUCCUAUGAAAGCCUACUACUCAGACAAGACCGCUAUGGACCUGGAACCUUCUGGGCUAUGACGGCCUUCAGAACCCGGAUGGACUCAUCAUCAGAACACUCUGAGGACAGCUCACCCUUGCAUCGGCCCGUGCCACGUGCUCCCCACCCUUCACCAGUGGAUCUACACACACAUAUCCACUCACACACAGAAUUCAGAGGGCUCACGCACUCAGCUCAUGCACACUCUGAGUUUAGGGUUUUGGGGGAACGCUCGUUCUCCCAGGAUGAUGAUGACGAUGAAGAUGAUGAGGAAGAAGAGGAAGAGCAAGUGAAAGAACCGCCGAGGGCUGCAUGUUCCAGAGGAGGCAUGCGAUCAGACCACCCUCCACCCCCAGCAUAUGAGUUUGCUGGGGGAUCCCACUUAGACUCAGGGCCCUGGGCUAGUCCAGUCAAAGUGCCUGGUACCACAGUGGAAACAUCGCAUCCUUACCUAAUCAGCGAUGCAAGGAAAGGAGGACAAGAAGAGCCGGAAGAAGAGGAGGAAGUGACAUCAGGUGCUACCAGAAGUGCCCAUCAGCAGCCACAGGAGAGUAAAGACGACUCCACCACUCCUGACACUGAGGACUACUUCAGUAAAGAUUCCACUCCCAGUGACAAUUCACUUUCCCCUCUGACGGAUGACACCAAAGUGGAUGAUGACAUUAUUAUAACAUCACCCAACAAGACCCGUACAACUGAGGAUCUGUUUGCCAUGAUACACAGAUCCAAGAGAAAGGUCCUGGGCCGUAAAGAUUCGGGAGACUUGAAUGUGAAGUCCCGUCUCUGCCCUACAACACCAGUGACCCCUGGCAAUGUCUCCACCAUCAUUAUCCCGCCAGCCCCUCCUCUCAACAUCCCAGCCACCUUGGCCACUGCUGCUGGGUCACAACGAGCCCCUGUGCCCAUCUACCGCAGCGCCAAGAAAUCCAGCACGUCCAAUGAGGAGUUCAAACUCCUCUUGCUGAAGAAAGGCAGCAGGUCUGAUUCCAGCUACCGCAUGUCUGCUACAGAGAUUCUGAAGAGCCCUAUCACCCCCAAGACCCCAGGGGAGUCCCUUCAGGAAGGGCCCAUUAGACAGGUGGAGGAGCCACCCUCUGCACUCCAGGAGCCCCCCAUUCCUGGUCUGGAACCAAUCCAGAUAACAGGUCUAUUUCCCAGGGCCAACUCUGAGAGUUUCACCCCCAAAACCCUGCCCAUGUCAGCUGCAUCUCGACAGGGCCGUUCUCGGAUCCCCCCUGUAGCCAACAGCAGUCGCUACAGUACACGCAGCCGCCUCUACACAGCCCCCAUGCAAGCCAUUUCUGAAGGGGAGACAGAGAACUCAGAUGGGAGCCCCCAUGAUGACAGAUCCUCCUAAAACCACCCGAUGAGAGAUGUCCUCUAUUCUUGGCUGUGCCCUACAUUUGAAAUGGCCCCUUCUACUUUUAUAAUCUUGGAUAGGGGUCUCAUCAAGGCCAAUUGUCAAAUGCUUGCAACACAUAAAAUCUGACUGUUGCUAAAAUGCACCCAGUAUUUGGAUCUACUAUUCUAUUUAAGGGUGUUAGACAGUGUUGUGAGUUACUGAAUCAUAAAGGUAUGAUUUUGAAAACUUUGAGAAUAUACCUUAAUACUGUAUUAUCAAAAGAAUAGCUCCCUCAUAGUUAAAAGAGCAAAACUUAAGACCUAUUUUGAUUGAACUGUCUUUUUUUAAAAAUAAAAAAACAGUCCAGAAUGUUUGGUAAAUUAUGAUAAGAAAAGAAAUUUUGUGGAGAAUGGACAACGUGCGCGUGCAUGUACAGACACAUGCAACAUCCACUGAUAUUUCUACUUCUUGUGUUUUGAGUGGUGUGGGUGUGUGUGUGUCGCUGAGGAACUGCUUUCUCAUGAAAAUUAAAAAUUCUUAUGAAAUUUAAUAUACUUUCAAUUUUUGGUGCCCAAAGCAGUGGCCAGACUUCCCAGAGUCCAUACUCAAUAUUCCUGCCAACAAGCAAGGGUUGUUUCUUGAGGAAGUUACCAACAACAUUAUCUCAACACAGCACCAACUUAUCUAUUAUAUUUCCAUCUGCAGACCUGGCAUAGAGAGUAUAUCACACAGAGCCAAUCAUAUAUUUCUUCACAUAAAUUAUAUCCAAAAAGAUAACAUGAUGCAUGUAUUUUUGUAAAACUGCGCCUCAGAACAUGAUGAUAAAGUUUCACCAUGUUGCAUGACCCUAUAUGGAAACAUCCCCUGGAUCCUGGUUUCUGUCGACAUUUUUGUGGUUCCUUUGUAUUAUAAGAAUAAUUAAUCUUUCACUGUGAAAGGUUUUAGUGAUAUCUGUACCACAUUGCCAGUGAUCUAAGUUGAUUUAUCUCAGAUUUGAGUGUCUAACAAGAAGGAGCAAGGGCUUGUGCCUAGAUGGGGCCCAUUUGUCAAAGAAACAGGCUAAUUUUGGACAAUCGCACAGUGGCCUUUCUCUACUAGAGGUGGUUGUUAGUAGGGCAAUUUUAAGUCCCUGCACAUAUACAUGGACUUGGGCCAUGUUCCACCAGAAUCACAUACUUAUUUAAACUCAACCUUAAAAUCUAGUAUGUAUAGACUGAUUAGAGCUUUUCCAGUUGCUGGCCAGUUGCGCUGUGCUGACUUGAAGUGGAAAAGGUGCAUUUCAACGCAGUUUUAAAGAUACCAUUGAGUGCAGACGGUGAAAAUGCUUUAGAAGGUCCUCAAUCGGUUUGACUAGAGGUUAAUCUGGAAAGGUUUCCAAGAACCAACCUCUCUUUUGCACUUCAUGAUUCUUCAAGAAUAUUCCUUGAGAAGAAAAUAUAUCUUAUAAUGAAAUCGCAUAUGUAUAUUUGUACUGAAUAUAAAAUCAUAUCUAUAUAAAACAAUGAGCAGAAAUUUUAUAGGGAAUCAACCUGAGUGUAGCAAAGAAAAACAGGUCUCACUGACAUUACACACAAAUCUCAACAAUAUACACUGUUCUCCUCUCCUUGUUGCCUCUCCUUCAUUUGCACUGACCCAGUAGCAUUAGACAGGUGAAAGCUCAACCCAGUGGCUGGUGUAUACCAUUUUGUCUUACCCUCCAAGCUUUAUAUCACAAUAUCUGCAAGAGAGGAGACAAGAGGAGGAAAGGUCUAGAUAUCAUCAAUAUUUAAGCGUCAGCAAUGCAUCCAUUGUUGCAACCUUUUCUACUUAACACCAGAGUUUGGCGUAAAACGUGUUACCGAAGGAAAUGAUCAUCAGUUUAAAGUUUGAACUCUCACCUGCCUACCACAGCAAACACAACACAUAUACUUCUUACAUUGAGAGACCGUACUUCAAUAGAAACCAUUCACUGUAUUCUGUGAAUACCUCAGCAAGUAUAUUACUGUUUUAUUGUAAAUGCUAUAGAUAGAUAGAUAGAUAGAUAGAUAGAUAAAUAGAUAGAUAGAUAGAUAGAUAGAUAGAUAGCAAAACCACAACUGUUUGAUACUCAGCGAAUCUGAAUUGCAGAACUGACACUGUGUAAGACGGAGAGAGUAAAAAGCUGUGAACUGAUUAUUAGAAUUUUACAUUCAUCAUACCCAUGCUGAAGCGCACUUGUUCCUGUUCAUUGUUUUAUUUGUUGUGUUUUCUAUCGCAUGCAAUAAGUAAAGAAAAAAAUAGAAGAAGAAAAGAAAAGGAUACCACCAUAUCAUUAUUUUUAUCUGAGGGAUGUCUCCAUAACACGAGAAAAGAUUUUGUAUUUUCCGUUCAAAUGUCAAGUUCAAUAGUGUGUUCUAUAGAUGUACAAACUGUCUGGCUAAUUCUGUUCUGUAUAGUCGUGAUCACAAACAGGGGUUUAUCUUGUACUGUAUAUCUACUCACUGGACAAUCAUAUGUUUAAGAGACUGUAAAGAAAAUUAUAUAGAAUCUGUCAGGAGGAAGAAUCUGAACACUUUUGGUGCUGGGUCCUAGUCUUGCUGGAGCUGUGAAAGUUGGAGUGAGAGACAUACUUUCCAGGAGAAACUGCUGGUUCACUUUAAAGUGCAUAUCUGGACUAACUUCUUUGGAUAAAAUAAAUGUACAAAUAAAAAAAACAAAACAAAACAUGGAAAUGGAAAAGUAACCAUUCAUAGACCCAAAAGCUGAUCAAAAAGUCAUUGUUUUUACUUUUGACUCACUUCAGAAUUUUCUGAUUCCCACAAAACAUUUAAUAUUAUUGAAUAAUUAAUAUAAAUGAAUCUGUACGGUUAAUACAGUAUUACAUGAAUAAUGCAAUGUGACUCUGUGAAAUACCAUUUUAAAAGUUUGAUAACAAAAACACUCAGUAUUGACAAUUUGUUUAGUGGGAUUUUUCCAUAUUGUACCUGGCGUUGAUGCUAUAAGGGUAUUUUUACUGUUUCUUUCAUUUCUGAAAGCAGUGGAUAGUUGAUUGAUUGACACAAUUUGAUUGGAAAGACAAACUGUGAGGUUGCCAUACAGACUCUAGUUUAGCACUCAUUUAGCCCUCUCAAACCUCAGUCCUCAGCAGCUUGGGAAUACAACGAAACAAAAAUCUAUAACCUUUAUAGAGUUUUCGUUCCAGCCUGUUUUCCAAUGUCUGCACGCAAUUUUGCCCUAAAGGGAAGUGUGACAACAACAACUGGAUAUUUUUUCAAAGGUGUACAGUAUGGAAUAACACUAAACAGACUUUAAAAUAUGUGUUAGAGAACACAAAAAACACAGAUGUUGAAGACACAGUGUAACUGUCUAUUUAAAAGAAGCUCCAUGUUUAAAACUAGCUAGGACUUAACAGAUUUGAAUCACUUUUGUAUUUUUGUAUAAACCUGUAAAUACGUUUUUAAAGAAGAAAAAUGUUGC